AUGCACUCGAACGGUAUUUCUCGUGGGCACAAUGGAGACAGUCGACGAAGCAGUAUGGUCGAUGCGACUGGAAGAUUCUGUAGUCAACCGACGACUGGAUCUCCUGAAAUUCUUGUCGGUCUCUGCUACGACGACAAGCACGAAGUAGUCUCCGUUUGUAUCGAAAAAGCAUCCUCACUCGGAUCAGACAACGCUCAUCCGCCAGAUUCAUUCAUCAGAAUCAUCGGGCUCGAUGAGUUCAGCACUGAGCUCUCUCGUCAUAAAACUGACACGGUCAAACACUCAACUCAACCAGUUUACAGUCAUCAUUGCACAAUGAGAUUCUCGAAGGACAAAGUCGAAUCGUCAACAGUCCGUGUCGAAGUCUGGACUGUCACUGGAAUCCUCCGUCGCAAGGUUCAAAUCGGUUCGAUCUCCAUCGGAUUCGCCUCCUCAACGCCAGACGCCAACGAGCAUUGGCAACAGAUGAUGCAGGUAUGA
Molecule: messenger RNA, 480 nt
Organism: Caenorhabditis remanei
Lineage: Eukaryota; Metazoa; Nematoda; Chromadorea; Rhabditida; Rhabditidae
Exons: 3
Coding region: 1-480 (159 amino acids)
Source: RefSeq, a predicted model, not a curated record